CAAACCCCUCGUCUCAUUCCACACUCUUCCUUCUUCUUCCUCCUCGCUAUAUUUCUCAUCUCCGAUCAAAAAUGCCGGCUCUGGUCAGCUCAGUCGCCGAUCACACCCGAGUCAUGUGGCGGUGGUGCCUAGCCACCGCCUUAAGAACGGGGCUAGCAUGUACAAUAGUGGGCGUUCUCACUCUCUACGGCCCAGAGUCUCUCCGCCGACAAGUAGCGUUUCCGGCAUUUUCUUACGUCACUGUGAUACUCAUAGUCACCGACGCAACCCUAGGGGACACACUACGCUGCUGCUGGCUAGCGCUUUAUGCGACAGUGCAGAGCCUAGUUCCGGCCGUGCUGAGCCUGUGGUUGAUUGGGCCGGGGCGGUUUACGAGUGGGACGACGGCGUUGGCGGUAGGUUUAGGUGGUUUUGUGGUGGCGCUGCCGGAAGGGACGCAUUUGAUAGCGAAAAGAAUAGCGUUAGGGCAAAUAGUGAUAGUGUACGUGAUUGCUUUUAUUAAUGGCGUUGAGACGGAAGCUGUGGCGCAUACUCUGCAUGUUGCUGCCAGUACUGCCAUUGGAGUUUUGGCUUGUGUUCUUGCUUUGAUCUUGCCUUAUCCACGACUCGCUUGCUGGGAGGUAAAAGAUAAUUGCAAACUGCUUGCUGAAAAUGUUUCCGAGAGACUGAAGCUAUAUGUGAAGGCAUUCUGCGAAAAAGAUGGUGCAUUAGCUUUAUCAUCUCUUGCUCAGGCUAAAUCCCUCACUAUUUCUGGAUCCAAACUUCUGCAGAUUAUCAAACGAUACCAAGGAAGCGUGAAAUGGGAGAGACUACCAUUCAACUUUUUGAGACAUUAUUACACGAAUCCCGGACAGAAAUUACAAGAACUCGAAACUCCAUUGAAAGGAAUGGAAAUAGCUUUAACUGAAAUCUCCGCACUUCCAAUAAAAAUGACAGAAGCAGAAAGCAAACAGAAUCUAAAGUUAUUAGAUGAACACUUGACCCUUACACUAAAACAAAUCAAGAAUUGUGAUUCUUUAACUGUUCCUCAAUCAAAUGUUGAAGCCAUUAAUGAGUCCCUCCAAACACUUCAAAUAAUCCCACAAACCACCCAAAAUUUACCCUCCUUGUUCUUCUUAUUCUGCAUUAAACUCCUCCACUGCAAACCAAUAUUUCUCAAACCGAAACCAGCCUCGGAAAAUGAGAAAUCAACCGCUGAUUCUUCGAGCAAGAACCCGAAUCGUUUCUUUAACAUCUUCCAGAGCAUUUUAGCAGUGAAUUCAAGGCCGAAAAGGCUUAUGCCAGCGUUAAAAUGUUCGCUUUCGUUAGGAUUAGCGAUUCUAUUCGGUUUAUUAUACAGUAAAGAAAAUGGUUUCUGGGCUGGAUUACCCGUAGCAAUUAGUCUAGCUGCAUCGCGGGAGGCGACAUUUAAAGUAUCGAACGUUAAAGCACAAGGGACGGUUUUAGGAACUGUCUAUGGAGUGUUGGGAUGUUUCGUUUUCGAGCGAUACUCGCCGGUAAGAUUUUUAUCUCUUCUCCCAUGGUUCAUUCUGACCAGCUUUUUACGACGGAGCAAAAUGUACGGUCAAGCCGGUGGCAUUUCGGCUGCUAUAGGUGCCGUACUAAUUUUGGGUCGGAAAAAUUUUGGACAGCCAAGUGAGUUUGCUAUAGCUAGAAUUACUGAAACUUUUAUUGGAUUAUCUUGCUCAAUUAUGGUGGAGCUUUUAUUACAACCAACGAGAGCAGCUUCUUUAGCUAAACUUCAACUUACUAAAAGUUUAGGGUUUAUGUCUACUUGUAUUGACUCAAUAAGCCUUGAAACUGGUACAAACAAAGGUUAUUUGCUUAUAGAGAAUCAAAAGAAGCUAAAAUUUGAAGUUGGUGAGUUAAAUAAAUUUAUUGGAGAAGCUGAUGCAGAACCCCACUUCUGGUUUUUGCCUUUUCAUAGUGGUUGCUAUAGUAAGCUAAUUGGGUCAUUGUCAAAAAUGGUGGAUCUUCUACUUUUUAGUGCCCAUGCUAUUGGGUUUCUUGAACAAGAAUCAACAAAAUAUGGGGUUUCCUGGAAGGGGUAUUUAAGUAAAUUAGAUGGUGAUCUUGAACUUUUUAAAGAAAUGGUUGGUUCUUUAGUUAAAUGUUUAGAGGAAUUCACUUUAGUGAAAUCCUUGGCAAUUCUUGAUAAGGAGUUGGAGAAAAACAAAAUUUCUUUUGAUAUCGAGUCCGGAUCAAAUUCGCCCGGCUCGAAGAUUUUUGUUUCGGGAUUAAAGGAAAAUGAUGAGAUCAAGAAAAUUAUUGAAUCUUUUCUUCAACAUUCAAAGGAAGUUGUUGAUGAGUUGCGUGCGGUUGAAGAUAAGGAGGGGAAAGGUGAAAUGGUGUUGUAUUUGGGUGCUUUAGGGUUUUUCAUGAACAGUUUAAUAAAAGAAGCAAGAGAGAUUGAGAAGGGAAUUCAGGAACUUCUUCAAUGGGAGAAUCCGGGAAGAGAUAUUAAUUUGUAUGAAAUUUCAUGUAAAAUAAGUUCUUUAUACAAUUGAAUGUAUAAAAUGUUAUUUAUAGAAAAUCAUGUGCUUCAACA
Mercurialis annua (annual mercury) is the source of this 2548-nucleotide messenger RNA. RefSeq lists its product as uncharacterized. Gene Ontology annotation, molecular function: transmembrane transporter activity. Gene Ontology annotation, biological process: transmembrane transport. The transcript is spliced from 3 exons. Bases 72 to 2507 code for a protein of 811 amino acids. Gene Ontology annotation, cellular component: plasma membrane. The record is from RefSeq and is a predicted model, not a curated record. Lineage: Eukaryota; Viridiplantae; Streptophyta; Magnoliopsida; Malpighiales; Euphorbiaceae.